This is a messenger RNA of Babesia microti strain RI, 2991 nucleotides long. RefSeq names its product aminopeptidase N. Gene Ontology annotation, biological process: proteolysis. The record is from RefSeq and is a predicted model, not a curated record. Gene Ontology annotation, molecular function: metallopeptidase activity; aminopeptidase activity; zinc ion binding. Bases 1 to 2991 code for a protein of 996 amino acids. The transcript is spliced from 6 exons. Lineage: Eukaryota; Apicomplexa; Aconoidasida; Piroplasmida; Babesiidae. Gene Ontology annotation, cellular component: cytoplasm.
AUGUGCAAUUUCCUGCCAGUAAACUAUAGCAAAUCAACACGACCAAUCAAAUUAUUAGAUGCAUUAACAACGCAACCACGCAUCACAAAUUCUUUCCACAAUUCUUCAAACAAAAUUUUUUUACACGACAAUUCUAUUAAAUCUAGCAAGAGAUUCCACUACAAAGUCCACAAAAGGUAUCCCAUCCUCACUAAACAUACACUUCAUUUUUGUUUUCUAGAUUAUAAUAACUGUUUAAGAAAUAUCACUAAUAACUACAGUACGGCAAAUAUGUCGCAGACACAGACAACCACAGUCGUCGAGCCUAAAUCCAAAGUCGAUACGUCUGUAAUCACUCUGAAGGCCGAUAAGCCCAAAGAGAUCUUCAGAAAGGACUACAAACCGCCUGACUUCAUAAUAUAUAACACUCACCUCACCUUCCAAUUACACUAUACGGAUACCAUAGUAACUUCUAGUUUGGAAAUGCAAAGACUCAAAGGAUCCAUGGCAAGCGACUUGGUUUUGCAUGGAGAUGAACUAAAGUGUCAGAAAGUAUUUGUGAAUGAUCAGGAAUUGAAUAAUUCACCCAUUGACGGUUAUAGCAUUGAUAAAGAUAAUCUGAUCAUCCCUUCCAAAUUCCUCCCCAGUGACUAUGAAACAAAGUUUAAUGUAAAAACCAUAGUUUCAAUAAACCCAUCGGAAAACAAACUUUUCAUGGGCCUGUUCAAAUCUGGCGAUUUGUUUUGUACACAAUGCGAAUCUGAAGGAUUUAGACGCAUUACAUAUUACCUAGACAGACCGGACGUCAUGUCCAUGUUUAAGGUUAAAAUUGAAGCAAACAAAAAGCAAUUUCCAGUGCUAUUGUGUAAUGGAAAUAUGAUAGAGUCUGGAGAUCUUGGUGUUGAUUGCCAUUAUGCCGUAUUCGAUGAUCCCUUCAAGAAACCCAGCUAUUUAUUUGCUUUGGUUGCAGGACCUUUAUCGUCUAUCACAAGUGAAUUUAUCACAAAAUCUGGUAGAAAAGUGGAACUGAGCGUACUGAGUGAAUCAGAGUAUGUCAACAAGUUGGAGUGGGCCAUGGAAAGCAUAAAGAAGUCAAUGAAGUGGGACGAAGAUAAAUAUGGACUCGAAUACGAUCUUAACAACUUCAAUGUAGUUUGUGUUAAGGAUUUUAACAUGGGAGCCAUGGAAAAUAAGGGGCUCAAUGUAUUUAACACUGACCUCUUGUUGGCCGAUGAAAAUAUUACUACAGAUGCAGAAUUCAUGCGUAUUCUCUCUGUAAUUGGACAUGAAUACUUCCAUAAUUGGACUGGAAAUCGUGUAACCUGUAGGGAUUGGUUUCAACUCACAUUGAAGGAGGGAUUAACUGUUUUUAGGGAGAGUCAGUUCAUUUCUGACAUGUGGUCCAAGGCUGUAUGCAGGAUACAGGAUGUACAGUACAUUAAAGGGCCUCAAUUUACCGAAGAUAGCGGUCCCAUGUCUCAUCCAAUUCGUCUUGAAUCGUACAUUUCGAUGAACAACUUCUACACAGGCACAGUUUAUGAGAAGGGUGCUGAAGUUAUCAAAAUGUACCACACUAUACUAGGUGACAAAGGCUUUAGACGAGGUAUAGACUUAUACUUUAAGAGACAUGACGGACAAGCGGUUACUUGUGAUGAUUUUUUGUCUGCCAUGGCAGACGCCAAUAACUACGACUUUAAGCAGUUUGAGCUGUGGUACUCCCAGUCAGGCACGCCGAUUAUAGAAGUUUUAGAGUCCAAAUACUUACCUGAUAAGCAAAUCUAUACAAUAACUUUAAAACAGACAAACAAACCUAGUGUUUCUCAGCCGGUGAAACAUAAUUUGCAUAUACCAAUAAAAUUUGGAUUGAUUGGCAAGAUUUCUAAGAAGGAUCUUAUAUCUUCCGAUAUCUAUCCAGAUUCUCAAAUUUUGAACUUGAAGGAGGGUAUGCAAACUUUUGAAAUACCAAAUAUUACUGAAGAUUGUAUCCCAUCAAUACUGCGUGACUUUUCUGCCCCGGUAAAACUCAUUCAUAACCAAUCUAUUGGAGACCUAUCCUUUCUUAUGGCCUAUGAUUCGGAUCCUGUCAACAAGUGGAUGGCAAGUCAAACAUUAUUAUCCAAUAUAAUACUUGAAAGGGUCAACGACAUCAAGGCUGGCAAUAGUUUCAAGCCCAUUUCGGGUGAGAUAAUUGGUUGCUUCAAGGAGGCUCUCAAGAUUCCAGACAAGGAAAUGAAGGCUUUAAUAUUUAAGUUGCCAGACAGUGAUGCCUUGUCAAAUGACAUAAAUGACUACGACCCAUUUCAAUUGAGGAAUGCUAAGAAUUCGGUUAAAUUAGAGCUUCUGAAACACUUGAAACCAGAAUUUCUACAAGAAUACAACCAAAACACCGUAGCCAGCGGCACAAAAGAAACGAUUUCAAAGGAUGACAUUGGCAGGAGAAGUCUACGCAAUGUGAUAUUUAGUUACUUGGUAGCAAAUAAAGGAGAGGCUGACGCUGAAAUGGCCUAUAACCAUUAUUUGCUUGCUACAAAGAUGACCGACAAACUUUGCGCAUUGUUACACCUGUGCGAAAUGGAUUCUCCACUAAAACAAUUAGCGCUUGACCAUUUUUACAAUUCGGCAAAUGGCGAGAUACAGGUUAUUGAGAAAUGGUUCCGAGUACAGGCAUUGGCAGAUACGAAGGAGACAUUGGAUAGGGUAAUGGAACUGAUGAAUCACGAAAAAUUCAGCUUUACAAAUCCCAAUAGCAUGAGAGCUCUAGUCUAUGCGUUUACUUACAACGUGCAAUUCCACAGAGAUGAUGGCGCUGGUUAUAAGUUCUUGGCAGAUGUCAUCAUGAAGUUGGAUAAGAUAAAUCCAAUAAACGCUGCCAGAGGAUGCGGUAGGCUUGUGUCCUGGAAGAAAUACGAUCCCAAGAGGCAGGAGUUGAUAGUAGGUGUUUUGAAGAGUAUGCUCGAGAAGAGUCUGUCGAAUGACUUGUACGAGAUUGUACACAAGGCACUAACACUCUAG